Stomoxys calcitrans (stable fly) is the source of this 973-nucleotide messenger RNA. RefSeq lists its product as uncharacterized. Lineage: Eukaryota; Metazoa; Arthropoda; Insecta; Diptera; Muscidae. The transcript is spliced from 3 exons. Gene Ontology annotation, molecular function: ribosome binding. Gene Ontology annotation, cellular component: mitochondrial inner membrane. The record is from RefSeq and is a predicted model, not a curated record. Bases 54 to 905 code for a protein of 283 amino acids. Gene Ontology annotation, biological process: inner mitochondrial membrane organization; protein insertion into mitochondrial inner membrane from matrix.
UCUUACAAACAUUUCACAAUAUUAUUAAAAAAAAAACAUUGAAAAAUUAAAAAAUGUUAAUAAAAAUUCCAAGUAACUUCUAUUCGACCUUUCGGAAACUCCCCUCAUCAUUUCUCAUACAAACUUUCAAAUUACUCUCUGUUUGCAAGCGAUUUACUACCACAAAUCAACCAAUUCCAUCAACUGUCCUCUUGAGCUUUCGACAAAAUCACAAUUGGAAACGUCACAUGGAGUAUAGCAAUAGACGUCGAAAAGUUAUUCCCAAGUUGGUGUAUCUGCAUAAUCCUUGGAUUUAUUUAGUUACACAAUUCAAUCUGUUGCGUUAUCAGCUGUUCUGGGAUAGAAAUUUUAGUCCUUCCGAAUUUAUUAGAGGAGCCAAACAGGCCGCCGUGGUGGUUACAAACACCAUUCGAAAUCAAAAUAUCGAUGGCAUCAGUAAAUUCACCACCCCUAGAGGCUAUAAACAAAUCACCCAAGAUAUGCUGCUCUCCCGCGAGGAUACGCGAUUAAAGUUGGUGCGUUUCGAAGUUGAACACUUUAGGCGGACCAUACCCAUAAAAGUAGUGACGAAAUUCAAUAAUGGACGCAAAUAUUGUUUGAUUGAUGUCUUAUUUGUGGGUCUACGUAAUACCAAAGACUUUGAAACCAUUGAAGAGAUUCUGGAGAUAAAAAGCAUCCUAAAUAAUCUGCAAGCGGAUCUUAACAUGACUCAUGAAGUAUCCUCGAUAUCUCAUCGCAUAGUAUUUGCUGAGAUUUUCAUACGAUUUCGAAGGGAAUGCACCACUAAUGGCGGCAAAGAUGACCAGAUUGAAAGUCAGGGACAGGCCAAUGAUAAGGAUUGGGCUGUGGGUUUCUAUAAAAUACUUUCCUUUGAUGUUUUCAAUUAUAAUCAGAGAGAAAAAUAGGAAAUUUGAUGUAUAUUCUCAAAAAAAUUAAAAAUGGCAAUCAAAUAAAAAACAUUUCUUACAAAUGA